UCUUUCUUAUUUCUUAGCCUUUUAUACAUAUGGAAAAUGGUCCAACUCAAAUAUUCAUUUACUGGGCACGGCGACAUAAAUUCUCUAUGCAAAUGCAUAUGACCAUGCUCACUUGUCUCGCAGGCUAGAGAUCCCAAACAGACGUAUAGAGAAGGAUCAUGGAAGGUUUGCUCCAGUGCCCUGCGAACUACGUGCCUUUGACUCCCAUAAGCUUCUUAGAGAGAGCAGCUUUCGUCUAUGGCAACAAGGUUUCCAUAAUCUACGGCAAUACGAGGUACACAUGGAGGCAGACCCACGAAAGGUGUUUGAAACUCGCCUCCGCUCUGACGAGAUUGAAUAUCUCACGCGGCGAUAUCGUUGCAGCUAUGGCACCAAACGUCCCUGCACUGUAUGAGCUCCACUUCGCGGUUCCAAUGGCAGGCGCGACUCUUUCCGCGCUCAACGUAAGCCUUGACGAGCACGCUUUGACGAUCAUUCUUCACCAAUUACGACCCAAAAUCAUCUUCGUCGACUCCGAGCUCGUACAACUCGUCUCCAAAGUCAUCCACAACAAGAACAACACGCACCUCCUAGAGAACCACCACGAUCACCAGCCACUCCUUGUCACAAUCCGCGACGUCUCGCUGGACUGUCGAACCCAAUGGGAUCUUGAGGUUCGAGAGUAUGAACAAACCGUAGCUAUGGGAGAGAGCGAUUUCCAAGCCAUGGGUCCGACCAAUGAGUGUGACCCCAUCUCAGUCAAUUUCACUUCGGGGUCGACGGGGACGCCCAAGGCAGUGGCGUACAGCCACCGAGCGGUGUACUUGAACUCUCUAGGGCUGAUCCUCCGAUAUAACAUGGGGAAGUCGCCUGUGUUCCUGUGGACGGUGGACAUGUUCAGGUGCAAUGGGUGGUGCUUCACUUGGGCGAUGGCAGCGCUCGGCGGUGUCAAUGUGUGUAUUAGGAACGUGUCGGCAAAGAUCAUCUUCGACUCCGUUCAGCUCCACAAGGUCACCCAUCUCUGUGGUAAACCCACUAUCCUAAAUAUGAUUGCUGAUUCCCCACCGGUCGAACAAAAGCCACUGCCUUCCGUGGUGGACGUAAUCAUCGCCGGCGCAUUCCCGACGAAUCCCGUUCUCAAGAGAGUCCAAGAGCUUGGGUUCAACAUUGUCUACGGAUAUGGCAUGACGGAAGCCCUAGGGCCCGCCCUCAUCAGACCUUGGAGGUCAUCGCAACACCACCACCAUGAUGACAACGGCAACGACCGCGACGAUCAUAACCUGAAAUGCAGAGAAGGGCUCCACAACAUCACAUUGGAAGCUGCUGAUGUCAAGGACCCGACCACCAUGCAGAGCGUUCCAAGCGAUGGGGAAACAAUCGGAGAAGUCAUGCUCCGAGGGAACACCCUCAUGGCAGGCUACUUGGGCGACGCGGAGGCAACGCAGAAGGCAUUUUAGGGGUGGUUCAGGACCGGGGAUGUUGGGGUGCGGCACACGGAUGGUUGCAUAGAGAUGAAGGACCGAGCAGGGGACGCCAUAGUCUUAGGGAAGGAGGUGAUCAGCACAUUGGACAUAGAAGCCAUCUUGUCGAGCCACCCGAAAGUUAAGGAAGUCGCUGUUGUUGCUCAAAAUGACGUUGUUGCGGGGCAAGUCCCAUGUGCAUUUGUGAAGUUGAAGGAAGGGAAGUGUUCCAACGCCGAGGAGAUAUUAGAGUUUUGUGCGGAGCAGCUGCAAAAGGCGGCAAUGGUUCCAAAGACGGUGUGGUUCGGGGACUUGCCGAUGAAUUCCACUGGCAAGGUGCAGAAGUCUGUGCUGAGAGAGAGAGCCAACGCAAUUGAGAAGCAAUGUCCAUAGAAGGAGCACAGCUUCAUAAGAACCAAAACAUCAAGAAAAUUAGUUGCGAAUUGUGUCUUUUUGUGUUAUUUGUCCUGUAAUUUCAUAUUUCGAAUUGUCACUGAGAAAUGAUUGCGUAACAGUCUUUAAUGUA
Molecule: messenger RNA, 1965 nt
Organism: Eucalyptus grandis
Lineage: Eukaryota; Viridiplantae; Streptophyta; Magnoliopsida; Myrtales; Myrtaceae
Product: probable acyl-activating enzyme 1, peroxisomal
Source: RefSeq, a predicted model, not a curated record